Adineta steineri is the source of this 1059-nucleotide messenger RNA. Lineage: Eukaryota; Metazoa; Rotifera; Eurotatoria; Adinetida; Adinetidae. The record is from the annotation of a GenBank genome assembly.
AUGGCAUCUGUUCAACAAAAUAUUCCAACUAAACAAAAAGCAUUACAAUGGGUUCGAGUUAGUACUGAAAAUCCAUUUGAAUGGACAACAUCAGCACCUGUCAUUCAACCAUCUCAAUUAGGUGAUAAUCAAGUUUUAAUUGAAAAUCAUGCUAUUUCUCUUAAUCCGGUUGAUUAUAAAAUGGCAGGAACAAAUUUUGGUAAUACAACAUUACCAGCGACGACUGGUUAUGAUGUUAGUGGUCGAAUAGUUGCUGUUGGAAAAGAUGUAAAACAUUUCAACAUUGGUGAUGAAGUUUUUGGACUUUUAAAUUUAAACUCAAGUAAUGGUGGAGGAGCAUUACAACAAUAUUCUGUUGGAGAAGCUGAAGCAUUUAUAAAAAAAACAAGAAAUAUUAGUCAUGCAGAUGCAUCGACACUUGGUGUUGCAUUUUUGUCUGCUAUGGAUGGACUUCGACAAGUUAAUAUUGAUUCAUCAACAUCAGUUUUUAUUCCUGGUGGUUCAGGUGGUGUUGGCCAUUUUGCAGUUCAAAUAGCUCAAGCACGUGGUGCUAAACAAGUCAUUACCUCAGCAUCGAAAGAUGAUGGAAUUCAAAUUCUCAAAGAACAAUAUAAACUUAAAGAUGUUAUCAAUCAUGCAAAAGACAAUGUUGUUGAACGUGUACUUGAACUCACUCAUGGUCAAGGUGCUGAUAUCGUUUAUGAUUCUACAUGUCUUGAAUCAAGUUUUGCAAAAUCAAUUCAAACAGUUAAAGAAGGUGGUUCAUGGAUUGUUCUUGGCGCUUUUGCAAAAGAAGAUAGUAAAGAAGCUAAAAGUGUUGCCGAACGAAAAGCAAAUCUACUUCAUGCUUAUUUAGCAAGUUAUUGGUUAGGACCUAAACGAGCAGAAUUGAGAACAUUCGUUCAAGAUGCAUUGGCACAAGGUGCUAAAUGGAUAGAAGAAGGAAAACUUAAACCUUAUAUUAAUCAAACAAUUAAACUCGAGGAUGUACAAGAUGCACUUGAAAAACUAAAACAAGGCAAAGGUGGAUUUGGAAAAGUCGUUGUAAAAUUAUUAUAA